This is a messenger RNA of Onychostoma macrolepis, 6663 nucleotides long. RefSeq names its product SPRY domain containing 7a (gene spryd7a). The transcript is spliced from 7 exons. Lineage: Eukaryota; Metazoa; Chordata; Actinopteri; Cypriniformes; Cyprinidae. The coding region runs from base 5126 to 5716 and encodes 196 amino acids. The record is from RefSeq and is a predicted model, not a curated record. Gene Ontology annotation, molecular function: protein binding.
UAGCAUCAACACUGAGCUCGCGCGCAGAGAGGGACAGCGCGCGCGACGCUUCGUCUUAAAAAAUAACACUUAUUAUCUGAAUGCGGGGAAAACGGCACGAUCGGACCGCGUUUAGAGAGUAAAAUCGCCUGCGAUCUAGUGUCGACGAGCACAGAAGUGACCAAUACGAGCCGAUUGUGGAGCCGAAGGAGAAAAGGGGGCUAUCGCUCAGCUGCGUAUGUGGAAAACCUGCGAUUUUUAAAAAAUAAUAUCUAAAAAUAACGCUCGAUGCGGGGAAAAAUAUAGAAAAAUUCUGGAAAAUACCAAAGGGUCUUAUGAUUGGGAUUCAGCGCGGCGGUGGUGGAGAUUGUGUCAUUUUGGUGUUUUUUCACGUCGCUUUUUGAGCGGGAGUAACGGACGAGCCGCUGGCGCAGAUAUACACGCAGUUCAGUCCGAGUCUGUGAUGCAUCAGACUCUGAACUCAGAUUAUAGAGGAGACAUCAGCCUUUUUUGCCGGAAAGGAAUGUAGAGCACACGGCAUGACACUGAGCUGUGACACAGUCAAGUAACUGUUGCGAAACGCGGAGCGUGUCUGUGCGGCGGUGUGGGCGCGCGUGCGCUCGGCGCGGGGCCUGUCGGUACUGUAGCAGCACAGAAUGGUUUGUGAGUUAUAACGGGGGUGCAGGCCGUACUGUGCUGCGGCAAGAACGACAGGACAGACGCGCACUUCACAUUCAAACGGGUGCAAAGACAGCAGCAGCAGCAGCAAGACUACGUGUGCCGGCGAGUCUCCUGAACUUGGCCGUGUGACUGCCUGGCUGUAGCAGCACGUAAAUAUUGGAGUCAAAGCACUAGCGAAUCCUCCAGUAUUGACCGUGCUGCUGGAGUUAGGCGGGCCGUUUACCGUCUGCGGGGGCCUCUGUGCGUCGGGAUCCCUCAUCAGGAAAGCACAAGAAGAUUAACGACUGACUAAUAACAUACUGUGCACAUGCCGGUGUUCUGAACGCUUUUAUUCUGAAAACGGGUGACAAGGAAUUUGAUAAAACAUCAAAAAAGCUUUAUAAUUAUGUAAUUGCAGUUUGAAUGAGUCAGAUGUUUCUCUAAAAGUGCUUGGAGCUCGUUGAUACAAUUUAUGUACGUGAAAAAAUGCAAUAAAGGAAAAUAAAAUUAAUAAAACAUUCAAAUCACAACGAUUGCAUCAAGGCAAAUUAAUUGUACAGAGUCGCGUUGCGCGCGAAUUCUGCAGUUUGUGUCAAAUACAUAAAUCUGCCACAUUUCUUACAGCAAGUUCUAAUAAAAAUAUAUACACUAUAAUGUGCAGUUCCUUUUGCCUAUCAUGGAAGAAGCAUAUCAUUAUAUAAAAAAACUGAAAACCGUUAUAAAAUGUAUCGUGUUACAGUGUUAAGCAUCAUCACCUUCCAUCUUUAUUUUCACAUUUUGAAUUACGCAGCAUCGCCAUCUUCUGGGAAACUUUAAAUGGUUUUAAGUUUUCAGAUCGCCCCCCGUUUCUUUUAAGUUGAGAUUUAGGGAAGGGGUGCUGACAGAAUCACUUCGUAGAUCGGCCCCUUUUGGUACUUUGCGCUGUUUGUUUUGAUUCUCGCGUUUCUUUCCCUCUGCAAGGGUCGUUAAUAUCAAGUCUAUUUACACUCCCUCUGUUGAAACGCUCGGUUUUCUCCUCAGGCGAUACUGAGGAAACCAUCCUUCAAAAUCGUGUCCACCAUCAGGCCAAGAUUAAGAAAAGUUUGCGUUCAUCUGGAUCAAUUGUACAAAUAUAUGACAAAUAAGCGAAUGAAAGAUUAUACAAAUGCGAAUCUAUAUAAAACUUUAAGAGUACUUCAACCCGAAAGUAGACCCUGUUGUCUCGAGGGAUACGAAUGACCAAAAAUCACAGAGACUAACCUAAAUUUUAGCUCAAAUUUCAUUGACUUGGUUUAGAAGUGACUAUGAACUCCAAUAUCUAGCCACACCAAGAUGCGCUUGUUUGAAUUUACCUGAACCUUUAUUUAAACGAUAGAAGUCAAGGAAGGACAUAAAGGCGACGACUCGUAUUUUGGGUCGUUCAGUACAAGCAGAUUUUCUUGCCUUAAAAUAAUUUAUUAAAAGAAACCUUGAUUAUCUUGGAUGACGAAGCGCAGCUCCGGGACCUCACAUUUAUGAUGGCAGUUGUUCCUGCUUCCCAAAACAGGAAUAUGACAGUAGCCUAAAUGUGGUUGAACUCCGCCUCAGAAUAACUUGCAUUUAAAAAAAAAAAAAAUACACGUUUAUGUGCAACUGACCAUCAACUAAUUUAAGUUGAGCAUUCACUCAAUAUCCGCUUAACACUUUCACAGUGAAUAUCUGUCCGUAGAAAGUUAAAACAGACCUCAUAGUAUUAGUAGGCUAUUUAUGUACUCGGACAACACUUAAUAAUUACUAAAACUGCUCAAAGAAGAGCACUGAUUGUCCUUAAUGGAUAUUGAUUGUAUUAAAGAUGCAUAAUAAAUAUAAAUAUAUAUAAACACACUUUUUAGAUUCUCAGUGGUAGGAUGCCAUACAGCUGAUUUCGUUCGUAAAAACCAACGGUGUCCUUACAAGGAAAAAAAGUGAUUGGUGUGGAGCUAUGCACUUUAAAUCUUACUGUUCUAGGUAAAACAUAGGCUACAUCAAACGUAAAUCUAUAAAAUCAUUUUAUUUUGUGUCAUUUUGAUUGGUCACUUCGAUUAUGUAACAGACCCUUUUUUUGAAUAUCGAGAAACUUUGGUUUAAACAGGUUUGGCACCACUGAUAUUGUUGGAUUUGUUGUCUUCCACAGAAUCUGAAUGUAAAUGGAUUAAUUUUAAUAAACUAUAGUCGAAACGAGGUGCCCUGAGUCCUUUGAUGUCAUAUCCACCUCUAUUGUAUAUUGUAUUACGUAAUAAAAAGCAGGUACGUAUGAAAUCAAUGAUAUUGUCGCAUGACAGACAUAUUAGCGAACCGAUAAAAACGAGGGAAAAUAGGGCAGAAACCACGUCAGUUUCUUUUGCUCUUACGUCACUCCCUUCUCAUGUCACUGAGGUUAUUCUUUCUCUAGACUGAACUAGAGCUUCAAUACUGUACUUGAUAUGAAUUCGCUCUCAACACUUUCUGAAGCGGAAAUUCAUAAUGCACCCCAAAGGGCUGCACAACUUCUUUUUUUCUUCUCUUUCUGAAUAAGCUAUUCUUGGCAGGUAAGGCGAGAUCAUACCCGGUAAUUUCCACAGAAACAUCGUUUGGCGUGUCACAGCUAGCAGCGCGCAGGUUUAUGGUGAAAUCUGAUUGGGCAGUUCUGAAAAUAACGGUUUUGUUAUCAUUCAAAUGGCUAAAGGCGAGCAGAUAAGUGCGCUCGUGAUCAUCAUCUCGUCGCUGUUUGUAAACUUGUUUAUGCCACACUGCGAAAGCAAACAGACCUUUCCAUAUAACAUCACCUGCAUCUCAAAAUCACAACAUUGGUGAAUCCGGUAAAGUUAGUAUAAGUCUGUACCCUAUACAAAAAGUAGUAAUUAAAACGCUCUCUCGCCAUUACAAGAUAGCGACAAUGUAUGAAUUAUUAAACUGGCUUAAGUUAAAUCAGAAAAUAUAUAUUUUUAAAAAAGGUCGACAUGAAGACCAUGAUGAAACACUGUGCCUACUUUACCUUCUUUUGGUCCAUUUACCUCGACAUCUGCUUACUAGUCACCCCAAAGGACAAGAAGGUGAUGUCAGUCAAAAUAAAUGUUUUUUACAAUAAUGCAAUAAUCCUAUGAAAAGUGGGGAUGUUGGGUAAAACAGUUCCACCGCAUAACUGCGAACACAUCACGCGCUCUUUUAUUGGAUAGAAACCGCGCGCGCCAGUUACUAGGGUACUCAGAAAACGCAAUCAUGGCGCUUGUUGCUGUGCAGAUUUCCACACUAGCGAACUUCAAAAACAACAAACAAAAGUUAAUAUCGAAGUUACGCAUUACAAGUAACAAAUAGGCGUCUUGAAAAAUGUUUAUUUAAACUUGUCUUUGAUGUGAGGGCGAGAAAAUAUAUGAACAGAAGUAAAGAUGUAUUUUCGUUUUUGAAAGUAGUUGGUCAGAUAUAGAUCCCCCCUUACUUUGAGCGGUGAGGUUGUUGCUAUGCAAAACUUCACAGCUGUAACCGAGUGGCACAGAGCAGGUUAAAAGCUUUUAAGGUCACAUCGAUCCUGAUCCCUCAGAUUUGCGCUCUGUCUCGCUCAUUCUGCACGAUCGCGCGCACAUAUCCAAACUUGUACACAUUAUGCCAUAAAGUCUAUCCAGUAGUCUAUAGUGUCAAACUUUCUUCCUGUUACCUGUACGGUCUGAUAGUUGACGAAUUGCUGUAAAAAUGUUGUCUCCCAAAGACACCAAGGCCAAAAUGACCUGACGAUUAAGUGGCAUUAUGUUUGGUGUGGUAAUAAUUCGGUUGUCAGUCUUAUAAAUUUAAAGCGAUAGUUCACCCUGAAAUUAAAAUUUUGUCAUCAUUUACUCACCCCUCGUGUCGUUCCAAACCUGUAUGAGUUUUUUCUUCUGCUGAUCACAUAAGAAGAUAAUUUGAAGAAUGUUGGUAACCAAAAAGUUGACGGUAACUUUUGUGUUCAAAAGCUGUAUAAAAUGCAUACAGGUUUGGAACAACUUGAAGGUGAGUAAAUGAUGACAGAAUUAAGUUUAACAUUAAGGGAUAAUUCGUCCGAUGUGAUCAUUUAUUAAUUCUUAUACCAAACUCGUAUGACUUUCUUCCACGUCACACAAGAGUAAGUCACAGUCUUGUUAUCAUUCACUUUAGUGUGAAAAAGAUGCAGUGAAAGUGAACGGUGUGUGAUGCUUGUCAGCCCCUAACAUUCUGCAUUGUGUUCCACGGAAGAAAGAAAGUCAUACCGGCUUGUAUGAGAGUGAGUAAAAGACAGGAUUUUAAUUUUUGGCUGUUAUCCCUUAAUAACAGUCCGUCUUUUGGUCACUAGAGGUCACCAUUGAGCUAUCCUGGAAAUAAUAUAAAAAAAAUUAAAAAUAAAAACCGAGAGGAACCUUCCACGUCAUAUCCUGUUAGCUUAGCAUGUAGGGAGAAUAAAAAUGACCUCUGAUGAUUUGUAGCAUUAAUACCAUCGCACAACUACAUAGAACGUAACUACAUUAUUUAACAUUAAGGUCAUUAUUGUGAGAGAAAUACCGUUAUGGCGGCGUUUGCUUCGUGUUGUUUUGGCUGUUGUGGAGACAAUAACAGGAGCCACGUAACACUGAAGGAAAUGCCCACUGUUCAGCUGGACACUCAUCACAUGGGUACUGAUGUUGUCAUUGUAAAGAGUGGAAGACGCAUAUGUGGAACUGGUGGUUGCAUUGCAAACGCCCCUCUCCAUCAAAACAAGAGCUACUUUGAGUUCAAGAUUCAGUCCACAGGUGUCUGGGGAGUGGGAGUGGCAACACAGAAAGCAAAUCUGAACCAGAUCCCUAUGGGUAGAGACCCACACAGCCUUGUGCUCCGGCAAGAUGGCACCGUGUACCACAACAAUGAAGAAAAGAACCGAUUACCUGCAAACAGCUUACCGCAGGAAGGAGACAUCAUGGGUGUUACGUAUGACCAUGUGGAGCUGAAUUUGUACCUGAAUGGGAAGAAUAUGAACUGUCCAGCAUCAGGCAUUAGAGGAACUGUUUAUCCUGUAGUUUAUGUUGACGAUAGUGCAAUAUUGGAUUGCCAGUUCAGUGACUUCUACCAUCCUCCACCGCAAGGCUACCAGAAGAUUCUGUUUGAGCAACAGAUCUUCUAAAGUUCAUGAUGUGCUGUAUAUACACUAAAGAAAUGUACUCCACAGCCAGGAAUUGAAGUGCUAUGGUUAUUGUCUGAACUCUUGACGAUUGUGUGGCUCAGCCUACUGAAAGGAGUUGAAAUAAUGUCAUCUGUGAUUUUGACUCGUGUAAAACUGACACAUAUCUGGCCAUUUCUACUCAGUUUAAAAAGUCAUCCUAUGUCUUUCAGAUGAACUCUGUUAUAUCAUCUGCGCGUUAAUGAUCUGUGCACUGAUCUCAAAAUGUUUAUUCAGAACAUGCAUCUUUAAUUUACACUUCAUCAAACACCGUACACUUACUGAUGUACAGUAUUAACAGUGCUGAUAUGAACAUAUGGAUUUGUUUAAUGGCUGGUUUGAAGACAAAAACGGGUAAUAAUGGAGUCACAUAUUACAGCUGACAAUCAUGACUUUAUACUUUAUGCAUUUCAAGAGAACAAAGUGAUGCUGACCUGAAAUGCUGAUCCUGAUUCAAAAUACUGUCAAAGCUCUUUUUGAUUUCAUUGUUGUCUGUCUGAUGUAUGACCUGCAGCUGCACGCACCAUAUACAUCAUGAUUACUUGGAUUUAUACAAGCUCUACAAAAAUACAUAUAUUUAAAUUUCAUGGAGUUUAUAUUUGGUUGUAUUUUCCGUAUUAUGUUGCUGUUGAUAUACAUUGUUUUAUUGCAGUUUAGUGUAACUAAUAUAUUAAACAUGAGAGAUACAAUAGAAUAAGAAAUGUAAAGGUUAUUUACCUUAAAUAUUUAAUAAUUUGACCUGAAAAAAAUAUCUGAUUGUCUGUGUACUCUAAUUAUGAAUUGUUGCAACUGAUCACAAAACUGUUUUUAAUAAAUGAGUAUUGAAUAUAUGAUGUUAUUUUUGUAUGUUCUAAUCUGACAGAUAAUAUUUGUGUCUUGUGUCUUUAGUAAUAAAUAUUUUGCUUUUGUCA